AUGAGUGUUUGUCUCAUGCCUCCUCAAAACAUCCAAUCUGCCAAAACCCUUCCCGCAGACCCUACACGUAUACGGCCUCUGCUUAGUAUGCACAGAUCUGACAUGGCGCGCAAGAUGCUCCGUACGAUGAUAGCGGCGUCGACAUCUGGAACACUGGUAGAGAGCCUGUUCCUCACCCCCUACUUCCCUGCCAGUUAUCAUCGUUUAUCUUCUUCGAAAUCGGCAAGGAAAAUGGUCCAGUCUAGUUGGGAUAUAGACCCCUGUCGUUGGUUGAUUGACGGAGACCAAGGUUCGCAAACGUGA
This is a messenger RNA of Colletotrichum lupini, 303 nucleotides long. RefSeq lists its product as uncharacterized. The transcript has a single exon. NCBI's taxonomy places the organism in Eukaryota, Fungi, Ascomycota, Sordariomycetes, Glomerellales, Glomerellaceae. The record is from RefSeq and is a predicted model, not a curated record. The coding region runs from base 1 to 303 and encodes 100 amino acids.